Carassius auratus (goldfish) is the source of this 1162-nucleotide messenger RNA. RefSeq names its product nudix (nucleoside diphosphate linked moiety X)-type motif 7. Bases 226 to 891 code for a protein of 221 amino acids. Gene Ontology annotation, molecular function: magnesium ion binding; coenzyme A diphosphatase activity; manganese ion binding. NCBI's taxonomy places the organism in Eukaryota, Metazoa, Chordata, Actinopteri, Cypriniformes, Cyprinidae. Gene Ontology annotation, biological process: coenzyme A catabolic process; nucleoside diphosphate metabolic process. The transcript has 3 exons. The record is from RefSeq and is a predicted model, not a curated record.
GCCCCGCCCCUGCUGUCAACGUGUAACUGCUCUAACGUUAACUGCUUUAUCUAUGUUCUAUUUCAGUGCUCCACUGUCUGAUGUUUAUCCAGAAGUGUUUUCACACAAUGAACCCGAGCAGAGGAGCAUUAUGGGAAGCGCCGAGAGAGGCGGAAGCGUCCUCACUCAAACUCAGAGCAUUGUGAAAGUGUCCUGACACAAGUGUCUGAGCUCAUAUCCGCCGCGAUGGACCUGAAGGAGAAAACUGUGGCGGCGCUGAAGAAACACGACAGCGGCGGGCAGAGUCUCCGUUUCCCGGAGCUUCCCGCAGCCUCGGUGCUGAUCCCGCUGCUGCUGAGAGACGGACAGCUUCGGCUGCUGCUCACCGUGCGCGCCAUCCACCUGAAGCAGCACGCCGGUGAAGUGUGUUUCCCGGGAGGAAAGCGCGAGCCCGGGGACCGAGACGAGGUCCACACCGCGCUCAGAGAAGCAGAGGAGGAGAUCGGGCUUCCUCCGGACACGGUGCAGGUCAUCUGCACACUCUUCCCCGUCCUCAACAAGACUGGUCUUCUGAUCACUCCGGUCGUGGCUUUCAUCGAGGACUCCUUCGAAGCGCGGCCGAACGCAGACGAGGUGAGCGAGGUGUUCACCGUUCCUCUGGAGUUCUUCACGAAAGCGGCGGAUCACGCCGGAUAUCCUGUGCCCAGCGUCUUCGGCCCGACCCACAGCUUCAUGUACACGGACCCCAGCACAGGCAGCAUCCAGCAGAUCUGGGGUCUGACCGCCGCUCUGGCCAUCACCGUCGCUGUGCUGGCGCUCGGAGAGAAGCCCGAGUUCGACCUGGGCUUCAGCCUGGACGAUCCUGCUUCUGCGUUCAGAGACAUGCUGAGUCGCAGACUGAGCAAGUUAUGACGACGCUGCAGAUUCAGACCAGGAGAUAUGAUUUACUGUCAUUCAACACUUUGGAUAUUCUUCAUUUAAAUAAAAAUGUUACUUUUUUUUUUUUUAUAAUUAACUCAAUGAGGGUGUAUUACACAUUAAUACUGAUAAAUAUGCUUCGAUACAUUUGUGAAGAUGCUGAUAUGAUGUAAGGGGGAAACAUUUAUUUAUAAAGUACUGAUACUGCACUAAACUAUACUCAUUAAUUAUAAUAAAUUACUAAAUUGUUUACAUUCACAUUGAA